Molecule: messenger RNA, 2594 nt
Organism: Haplochromis burtoni (Burton's mouthbrooder)
Lineage: Eukaryota; Metazoa; Chordata; Actinopteri; Cichliformes; Cichlidae
Exons: 6
Coding region: 573-2342 (589 amino acids)
Biological process (GO): cell surface receptor signaling pathway; negative regulation of T cell proliferation; cellular response to lipopolysaccharide
Cellular component (GO): external side of plasma membrane
Source: RefSeq, a predicted model, not a curated record
AUAUAUCUAUGUAUAUAUGUAGAACAAUGUCUCUCUGAGAUAUUUAUUUACGUACGGAUACAAGAACUAUUUCACACCACCUGUACGAAUAUAAUGCAAUAUAUCUGUCUGGCAGAGAAUCAUCUGCACUUACAUUUUUGCUGGAGUAUGAAAUGUUUUAUUUAAAUACUAUUAUUACUAAUAAUAAACAUGCAUAGCCAAUUGAUCUGUAUCUGGAGCAGAAAGCCUAGCUAACAAAGAAAGUUGAUGAUCACUUUGUUGAUAAACAUGAUCUCUGACUGGGGUUGGGUAACACAAUUAAAGCCUGGAUAUCCUGAAUUUGCUUCCCAAGAUGCCCCCAGGUAACUAGUUGUUUCCUGCAGUGAACUACUUGUUUCUCUUUCAAAGAACAACAACAAAGCUUGUCUCUGGACAUGUGACAGUGAUGUUGAGGUCUUUAAGAAACAGACAGCUGUGACGCUGAUUGGAAAAACAACAAAGGCCAUAUUGUCUCUGUUCAGUGGCAUAAUCUGACUGAUUAGUAAAAUGUGUUUUGACUUGAAAUAUUUCACUUCAACUACUAAAUGUAAAUCAUGCUCAGUGUUGUUGCUUUUUUCUGUACAGCUCAUAUUUUUGGUGUCCUCUCAGUUUACACAGUAGAGGUGGUUUCAGGGGUGGAGACUGUCCUGUUACCCUGCAAAACCAGGACUAACCUGCCUGAAGAUGCUAGAGUGGAGUGGAUGGACAGUGACUAUGAGAAGGUCCAUGUUUAUCAGAAUGGCUUUGACCAGCUGGAAGAACAAGACCAAGAUUAUAAAGAUCGAACACAGAUGAAUAAAGAACUGGUGAGAACUGGAGACCUCAGUCUGACCCUGAAGUACCCCACAGACUGGGACACUGACAUCUACACCUGCACCGUCUACAGCAGGGAGGGAAACAUCCUGAAAAAGAAACAAGUGAAGCUGAAAGUCAGAGGUAUCAAGGUGAACGGGGUUUCAGACAGUGAGUCUGUCCAACUGCCCUUCACAACCACAGAAAGUCUGCCUGAAGAUGUAAAAGCAGAGUGGAUAGACAGAGAGAACAGGAAGGUCCACGUGUAUAAGAACGGUUCUGACCGGCUUGAAGAACAGGACAAGGUUUACAGAGGCCGAACACAGGUGAAUAAAGACCUGCUGAAAGCUGGAGACCUCAGUCUGACCCUGAAAUACCCCACAGACUGGGACACAAAGACAUACACCUGCACCGUCUACAAGGAGGGAAACAUCCUGAUGAAGAAACAAGUGGAGCUGAAAGUCCAAGUCUGUCAGGUGGAGGUGGAGGAGGGGGCGGAGUCUGUCAAGCUGCCCUUCAAAACAACAGAAAACCUGCCCGAAGAUGCCAAAGUGCAGUGGAAGGUCAGUGGUGAUAGGAUGGUCCAUGUGUUUAAGAACGGCUCUGAUCAGCCUGAAGAACAGCACCAGUUUUACAGAGACCGGACGAAGAUGAAUGAAGACCUGCUGAGAACUGGAGACCUCAGUCUGACCCUGAAACAGCCCACAGAGAGAGACAGUGGAGGAUACAGAUGUAAAGUCUACGGGAAGAUCAAUAGAUACAAAAAAGUACUGCUCAAAGUCAAAAUCACAGUCCCCAAAGUGCAGGUGGAUUCAGGCAUUGAGUCUGUUCAACUGCCCGUUGAAAUCAAAGCUCACCUGCCCAAAGACGUUAAAGUGGAGUGGAAAGAUGGUUCAUACAGAAAGAUCCACAUAUAUCAGAACGGUUCUGAUCAGUUUGAAGAACAGCACCAGGUUUACAGAGACCGAACAGAGAUUAAUGAAGACCUGCUGAACACUGGAGACCUCAGUCUGACCUUGAAAUACCCCACAGACUGGGACACAAACACCUACACCUGCAUCCUCCUCAGCAGGGAGGGAAAGAUUCUGCUGAAGAGAAAGGUGGAGCUGAAGGUCAGAGUCUGUCAGGUGGAGGUGGAGGAGGGGGUGGGAUCUGUCCAGCUGCCCUUCAAAACAACAGAAAACCUGCCUGAAGAUGCCAAAGUGCAGUGGAAGACCAGUGGUGAUAGGAUGGUCCACGUGUAUAAGAACGGUUCUGAUCUGCCUGAAGAACAGCACCAGGUUUACAGAGACCGAACGAAGAUGAAUGAAGACCUGCUGAAAACUGGAGACCUCAGUCUGACCCUGAAACAGCCCACAGAGAGAGACAGUGGAGAAUACAGAUGUGUAGUCAAAACAGAGGAGAUCAAGAGAUACAAAACAGUGUUGCUCACAGUCAAAGGGAGAGUUCAGGUCCAGGAUCAAACAGGGGACAUCAGGAACAGAAGCAGCUCCAUUGAUCCGACUCCUCUGAUGGCUGAUCAAUCAGUUUGAUCUGUGUGUUCUUUGAUUAUUGAUCAGUGAUGUCAGAGUGGAGUCAGUGUGAUGUUGUUGUUGUGUGUUUGAGACUUUUAGUGUCCAUGAAGGUCUCUGCUGCCGUAGAUCCUCUGAACUGUGACAGAGGUCUCACUCUGGAGGAAACUCUCAGCAUUUUCAUUUUAUUUACAGCACUUGAGAUUAUUUAUUUAUUAUUGAUUAUGAUCGUGGCUCAAGAGUUGGGAGUUCGCCUUGUAAUCGGAAGGUUGC